CUGCGUUCAUGUCGGUCUUCACCCUACCCAACGAGCUUCUUCUUCAUAUCUGCUCUCAAUUCCUGCCUCCUCCAGACAUCCUGACGCUCCGACAGACUUGUCGCAAGUUUGCCAACGUGAGCCGGGACAGAAGCCUCUGGCUGCACUUCCUCCGCGGAUUGCGGCGCAGAGGGGAUGUACCACUUCCAGAGGCGGCGGAUCGCAGUGCCGCCUUCUCAGGAGACCUUGAACGCAUCGUCAUCGCAGCAUCGAGGACGGCGGAUACUUGGCAGCUCCCACGCGCCCCGAUCCACUUCUUUACUCCUUAUCGGGGAGAAACGAUUCUCGGCCUCGAGAUAUUUGAAGAUUUGUGGAUCCUCAUUUUGUACACCAAUGGCCUCGUGUAUCUGCACAGAACAAACUCGCCGGAGAGCCCACCGGUGGCGGAGAUAUCCCUCCCAGCGGAUACACGAUGGCGCUCGUAUUGUGCGCGCAUGCUCAACAAUACCGUAUUUUUCGCGAUCUCAGACUGGUCCGACUCGUGUGAAACUCGUCUGUAUGCCAUUGACACGAGAUCCCCGGGACUGGAACGAGGUUUCGAGUUGAUUCACAAGUUCUUUACGGCGGAGAGGACGGUCUGCGCGCUUGACCCAACAAAAGAACUGCUUUUCAUGAACACGGCUGAUGAAGUCCUGGAUAUAAUUCAGUGGGGGAAAAAUCCGAGUUCCGUGACACAAUUCUCAGUGGAGAACGAGGCGGAUGAGUUUUAUAAUGGUGUUUUGGCGCUUCGGUGCGUCGCGAACGGCUUUCUCCUCGUUCGGAUGCACACGAUCGAGCUUCGUCGAACAAAGUCAUCGUCCUUCGAACAAGACGGUGACGCCAUCACACAUCGCCUGCCGCACUCUCUGAGGGAGAAAAACAUAUCCAUGUCCGAGAUCCAACUCGAUGGAAAGACCAGCACAGCUCGAAUCCAUCUUCUGGUGCACGACUCCCACGACCUGAAUUAUUACACGAUCACCGUGAGCGCAGCAGACGACGGAGCGCUUUCUCUGAAUGUCGCCCAUGCGCGGACGACUCAACCGGCCCAAACGCAGGUCCCCCAUUACCAGCGCCCGUUCAUCAGUACCCAUGCACUGGGCUCGCAGGGAAUCCGCGCGGUGUGGAUCGAACGCGAGAGCUUACGGAUGAGCAGGUGUGUGCGUCUGUGCGCCAUCGCGAACACUCGCGCCCGCGAGGACAUGCAGAUGGAAAGCGCCGCCACCGUGUUCGAAUCGUCCUCGUACGAUUUACGAGACGAUUGGACACACUGUGCAAUCGGGGAGAUGAGCGGGGUCGCGGUGCUGGGUAAUAGAGCCGGACAGGUUUUUGUGCUACCAAUUGGCUAUGGCAGGGUGAGACAGGUGAAAUCCAAGCUUGACAGGCAUUCGAGUACCAUCGAGAUUAUCAAACAUUGAUCAAGGGUUGUGGAGAAACGUUCGCCGAGUCACACCCAGCAGCAGAUGCUCAUGAGACACGUACCAUGUGAUUCCGAGGAUUUGCAAGAUUAGAUUUGAAGCCGGGCCGUUUUCUUCGCCGCUUUCGCAACACCGCUCUUGAUGUUACCGAUGGCAUAAGUUGAACCUCAGCAUUUGCGCGAGAUCAUCCAUGCCAAACAGUGAGAUAGUCUACGCCCAAGGACCAGACAAAGAUUUUGUGUCAGAUUCCAAUCAGUUUGGCCUUCCACCUGGGUUGCUCUGAACUUGUAAUACAUACAUAAUAUGGAACACUAAUGUUCGCAUCGGUUCCGUGGAGUAGGAAAAACCAUUGCUUGAUCAUCGACGUCGUCAUGCGGACUUGACACGCGAAAUUAUUUAAGGCGCCAGAAAGCAUGACCCUCCUCAACUCAUCCGGCACACUACUAUGAAGCUCAUCAUCACAGGCGCAACGGGCUACGUCGGAACAGAGACCGUGUCUCAAGCUUGCAAGGAUCCCAGAAUAACUUCAGUGGUCGCUGUCUCGCGUAAACCGAUUCCAGCUCCCGAAGGCACGCCUGCAGGCAAAUUCAAGAGCGUCGUCGUCAGCGACUACGACCAGUAUCCCGACGAGGUGAAGAGGGAGUUUGCGGGCGCCGCUGCGUGUAUCUGGACGGUGGGCAUCACGCCGCCCAAGUCGGUGGAAGUUGGCCCAGCAGAAGCCAAGCGCAUUUCCCGCAUAUCGACGCUCGUCGGCAUCCAAGCGCUCGCAGAUUCGUCUCCUGCCAAGCCGUUCCGAUUCUGCUAUAUGAGCGGGUCCGGAGCCAUCCGAGACCAAACCGCGAAGGUUGAAGGAGAAUUUGCGGAGUUUUAUCUGAUGCGCGGUGAUGUGGAAAAUGCCGUCUUUGAUUUGGCGGGCGAGCUUGACGGAUUCGAGGCGUGUGCGGUGAGACCGGGAGUGAUCACCGAGCGUGCUAAGAUAGAAGACUCGCGCGACUUCGCGAACAAGAACGGCUGGCCCAUUAUCGCCACGGAGGAUUGCGUCGCGUUGAUGCUGCAUCUGGUCGUCAACGGUUUCGAGAAGGAUAUACUGUCGAAUGACGAGAUGGUGGCUGCUGCAAAGCAAAUCUAGGUAACCUACUGUACAACGCACCUUCCUUUGAGCAUCUAGCACCGCACGCCCCAAACAAUUUUGUAGCCUUGACCGAAAUACUUUCAUUGCCAUUGAUGAUGCAAAUCUUGGAUCUGUGACUUACCCGCUGAGAGAUGUUCUUG
This is a messenger RNA of Mycena citricolor, 2705 nucleotides long. The record is from the annotation of a GenBank genome assembly. Lineage: Eukaryota; Fungi; Basidiomycota; Agaricomycetes; Agaricales; Mycenaceae.